Molecule: messenger RNA, 1467 nt
Organism: Saxophila tyrrhenica
Lineage: Eukaryota; Fungi; Ascomycota; Dothideomycetes; Mycosphaerellales; Extremaceae
Exons: 8
Coding region: 1-1467 (488 amino acids)
Biological process (GO): transmembrane transport
Cellular component (GO): membrane
Molecular function (GO): transmembrane transporter activity
Source: RefSeq, a predicted model, not a curated record
AUGUCCAAGAUUGAAGAAUACAACAUAACCCACGAUGCCGUCUCCCUCGACGACGACGUGGUCAGCAGGACCAUUGCCCCCCGCUUCGCCGGGACGGCCAAUGACCGGCACGAUAUGAGCAUUCUGGGCAAGAAGCAAGUCCUACGGCGGCAGUUCAAGUUCUCGACGAUGCUUGGGUUUGCGAGCACGGUCAUGGUUGCUUGGGAAUUUGUGCUUCUCGUGUCUCCGUUCACGCUGCAGGAUGGUGGAACGGCGGGCGUGUUUUGGGGACUCAUCAUUUGUCCUUUCGUGAUGAUGCCGAUGUAUGCUAGUUUGGCGGAGGUGGCUUCGAUGGCGCCGACAGCUGGAGGUCAAUAUCACUGGGUGUCCGAGCUGGCCUCGCCCAACUGGCAAAAAGGCCUGAGCUACAGUGUUGGCUGGCUCAUUAGCAUCGGCUGGCAGACCUUCCUGUGUGGUGUCGCCUACUCCACCGCUGGCCUAAUCAUCGGCCUCAUCAAACUCAACAACGACACCUACCAAAUACAAAGCUGGCACCAAACACUCAUGACGAUGGGCCUUGUCCUCUUCUGCGUCUUCUUCAACAUCUUCCUGACAGUUCGACUGCCGCUUGUAGAGGUUCUCGUCCUGGUUCUCCAUGUCCUCGGAGUCUUCGUGGUUAUCAUCCCAUUAUGGGUCAUGGCUCCUCGGGGCAACGCUCACGAUACCAUCUUCAACUUUACGGACAACGGGGGCUGGGGUAAUGUUGGGCUGUCCUCGACUAUCGGGAUGAUACCGAUGAUUGGCAUGCUGAUUGGAUACGACUGUACUGUCCAUAUGAGCGAAGAGGUCAAUGACGCGUCCUGGACAGUGCCGAAUGUUGUGAUGUGGGCUGUCAGUACCAACGCUGUGAUGCUGCUGCUUGUUGGCAUCACCUACAUAUUCUGCCUCGGUGACCUCGAAAGCGUCCUUAACACCCCGACAUACCAGCCAGUAAUCCAGGUGUUCUACAACGCCACGAAAAGCAAAGCGGGCACCACCGUGAUGAUCGUCGUCCUCAUCGUCAUCUUCAUCUCCGCCUGCGUCGGUCAAGUAGCAACAGCAUCACGACAGAUGUGGUCGUUUGCCCGAGACAGAGGCUUCCCCGGCUCAUCCUGGCUCUCGCAAGUCCCUGCAGGCUGGAACAUCCCCAUCAACGCCAUCUGCGUCUCCGCCGUCAUCACCUCCCUCCUCUCCCUCAUCAACAUCGGCUCCUACGCCGCCUUCAACGCCUUCAACUCCCUCGGCACAACCUCCCUCCUCGCCUCCUACAACAUCACAAUCUGCACGCUAAUCUGGCGACGCUUCUCCCCCUAUCCCCUACCCGCCCGACGCUGGUCGCUAGGGAAGUGGGGACUGCCGUUGAAUGUGGUGAGUUUGUGCUUCACGACGCCGAUGCUGUUUUGGUACGUGUGGCCGUUGAGUUAUCCGGUUACGGCGGAGAAUAUGUGA